AUGGCGAUACGAACUCCCCUACAAAAAGACGAGAUACGACUCCUUCGCUUGAGUUCCAAGACAGAAUCAGCCUCUCAGCCCGUCAUCACCUUUGAACAAGUCUCACUGUCAGAUCCCAAUUUCCCCAGUUUUGUCGCCCUCUCUUAUGUAUGGGGCGACCUGGAAGAUACCCUGCCACUACGCGUAUCGGGAGAAGUCAUCCCAGCCACCAGAAAUCUCCAUGUAAUUCUACAGUGUCUCUCCUCGGCAAACUUUGGCCAAUUCCUGUGGAUCGAUGCUCUAUGCAUAAACCAGAAUGAUUUGCUUGAACGUGCUGCACAGGUAGCCUUGAUGGGCGGCAUUUAUUCCCGCGCGUCAUAUGUCCUGGCUUUCCUAUCUCCCCUGUCAGAACCUUUCGAUCUUGGAUUGGAUUUCCUUCAAGAGGCGGCUCGUGAUUCGGAGCUUCACUAUGAGCCGUCAUUGUCACCGCAUAUCUCCGUUAACGGCCUCACCGCCAGCUCCGAAUCUCUCCGAGAUUCUCUCAUUUCCUUUUUCGCCGCCCCAUGGUGGACCCGAGUGUGGACCGUUCAAGAAUAUGCCCUUGCAGCCAAGGUCAUUUUUCAGUGUGGAAACCGGCAGAUGGAAGGAGGUGUAGUCCUGACGGCUUUUAGAAACCUGGCAACUCAUGAGAGAAAAUGCUGCUGGGCUGCACGUCGAGCUGCAGAUGGCAAUGCUCGUGGCUUCCUGGACUAUCCUAGCGAGGCGAAUAACGGGCUGACCUUGUUUAAAGCCACUCUUCGGAUAAACAACCUCAACUCCAUUGUCAAUUCCGAAGCGUUUGGUGUUCAGGAUUUGCUGGAUGCCACCAGCCUCUUCCGGACGAGACAAUGCUCAGAUCCGCGUGAUAGAGUAUUUGGACUACUGGGGUUGCAUCUCAAAGACGAUAACCUCCAAAAGAUGUUACUAACAGAUUACACCAUUCCGACGGCACUUCUCUAUCGCAACCUAGCUAUGGCUGCGAUCGAGAACUCUCAAACGUUGGAUGUUCUGAGCCAUGUGUUGCAUAGGCCAUCUAUUCAUAAGCGAACCCCGGGAUUACCAAGCUGGGUUCCAGACUGGGACGCCCUCAUGGAUGACGACUAUCACCUGAUGUAUACAGAGAGGACUGACAAGUUGCGUCAUUUCUCAGCUUCAAAAGAUCUGAAACCUAAAUGGAUUCUCCAUGAUUCAGGUCUCGUCACGACUCAUGGCCUCCAGUUUGCCAAGAUCGCAGCUACAGCUCCAGGCUAUCCUGAUCCUGACUCGACAACGGGAGGGAAACAAUUGCUAGAGAAAUGGCGUCAACUUUCAGGUCUGCCUCAAGAACCUAUUGCCUCUCCAAAUGGAGACUCUGACGAGUCCAAGCGAGAAUGGGCUUUUCAACGAUCACUCUGUGGCAAUGUCACUCUUUCACAAUGGGCGGACCAUUCAUGUGACCACACGGCAGCAUACAACACAUGGCACUCAUGGUUUACCCACCCAGAGCCAGCUUCACUACCAGAGGACGCGAGAUCAACUGCACGCGAGUUUGACUUUCUGGUUCAGAUUGCUUCUCUGGGCAGGUGCUUCUUUGUGACUGAAGAUGGAGAUAUGGCGUUUGGGCCAGAGUCGGCACAAGCUGGGGAUGUUGUUGCCAUCAUCCCUGGAGGAAGAGUGCCAUAUGUAUUACGAAGGGUUGAUUCUUCGGAUGGUCCAGAGGGUCAAGUACCAGUUUAUGAGUUUGUUGGUUGA
This is a messenger RNA of Fusarium vanettenii 77-13-4, 1749 nucleotides long. RefSeq lists its product as uncharacterized. NCBI's taxonomy places the organism in Eukaryota, Fungi, Ascomycota, Sordariomycetes, Hypocreales, Nectriaceae. The transcript has 3 exons. The record is from RefSeq and is a predicted model, not a curated record. The coding region runs from base 1 to 1749 and encodes 582 amino acids.